AUGCAGUCAAUCACCCACAGACCGGGCGACGCGCCCCGCGAUCCCCUUCCGCCGACUCUUCCGACCGACAAGGUCCAGGUGUCUUCACCCUUAGGGUCCUGGUCUCAUUUAAUUGCUGGCGCUGCCGGCGGAAUGGUCACAGCUGUCCUCACCAGUCCUCUAGAUGUUCUCCGAACGCGGUUACAAACAGAUUAUUACCAGACGCAGGCCUCUGCUACUCGCCCAACUCCCCCAGCGAAGUCCCAAGUCCGACCAUCCUUCUACCGUUCCUCUCUCCGCCACUUCCGCGAAACCUUUGACAUCCUUUUCUCCAUCCACCGCGUUGAAGGCUGGCGCGGCCUGUUCAAAGGCCUCGGGCCGAGUCUGACGGGCGUCGUCCCCGCAAGCGCCGUGAAGUUCUACACGUACGGGAACUGUAAACGGCUCUUCCCCGAGCUGAUCGGAUGCGAGAAGGACUCGACGGUCGUGCAUGCGCUCUCCGCCGCCUGCGCCGGUAUCGCCACCGGCUCGGCGACAAAUCCGAUCUGGGUGGUGAAGACGCGGUUGCAGCUGGACAAGGUCGGCGCUCGCCGAUACAAGGGCAGUCUCGACUGUAUCAGCCAGAUCCUGAAGCAUGAGGGACCCAAGGGUCUGUACCGCGGGCUUACGGCCAGCUACUUGGGCACCAUCGAGACGACGUUGCACCUCGCGAUGUACGAGCGCUUCAAGUCGAUUAUCUCUCGCAAGGUCGACUUGGAGGGGGAUAAAGAGGCGAACCAGUUUGUCCAGGGUCUGGCCAUGAGCGGGGCCUCUGGGCUGUCGAAGUUGUGUGCGUGUUUGAUCGCGUAUCCUCACGAAGUUAUUCGAACCAGGCUACGGCAGGCUCCGAUGGCAGAUGGUCGGCAGAAAUACACGGGCAUCAUCCAGUGCGCGCGGUUGAUUCUGAAAGAGGAGGGUGUGAUGGCCCUCUAUGGAGGCUUGACGGCCCAUCUUCUCCGGACGGUUCCUUCCGCUGCUAUCACGCUGGGGACAUAUGAGCUGGUUCUCAAGGUCCUUGAGGGUCGGUAG
This is a messenger RNA of Aspergillus terreus NIH2624, 1047 nucleotides long. RefSeq lists its product as uncharacterized. Bases 1 to 1047 code for a protein of 348 amino acids. Gene Ontology annotation, biological process: pyrimidine nucleotide import into mitochondrion. Gene Ontology annotation, molecular function: pyrimidine nucleotide transmembrane transporter activity. NCBI's taxonomy places the organism in Eukaryota, Fungi, Ascomycota, Eurotiomycetes, Eurotiales, Aspergillaceae. The transcript is spliced from 4 exons. Gene Ontology annotation, cellular component: mitochondrion. The record is from RefSeq and is a predicted model, not a curated record.